Messenger RNA from Dendrobium catenatum, 1429 nucleotides. RefSeq names its product gamma conglutin 1-like. NCBI's taxonomy places the organism in Eukaryota, Viridiplantae, Streptophyta, Magnoliopsida, Asparagales, Orchidaceae. Gene Ontology annotation, biological process: proteolysis. Bases 1 to 1293 code for a protein of 430 amino acids. The transcript has a single exon. The record is from RefSeq and is a predicted model, not a curated record. Gene Ontology annotation, molecular function: aspartic-type endopeptidase activity.
AUGGCAUCUUGCAUCCUCUUCCUUCUUCCCCUCAUCUUCUUCUCCUCCCUUUCCUCCGCCGCCGGACCACACGCCCUCGUCGCCCCUCUCACCAAAGACUCCCGAACCCUUCAAUACCUCACCCGCAUCAACCAGCGCACUCCUUCCAUCACCCUCACCCUCGCCGUCGACCUCGGCGGUCGCUACCUCUGGGUUGACUGCGACUCCAGCUAUAUCUCCUCCACCUACCGCCCCGCUCGCUGCCACUCCUCCCUCUGCUCCCUCGCCGGCUCAGACUCCUGCGGCGACUGCUUCUCCUCCCCGCGCCCCGGCUGCAACAACAACACCUGCGGCGUCUUCCCUGAAAACCCCUUCAUCCGAACCAGCACCUCCGGCGAGCUCGCAGUCGACGCUCUCGCCCUCCGCUCCACGGACGGCUCCACUCCUUCCACCCCCGUCUCCGACCCCGCCUUCCUCUUCUCCUGCGCCCCCCGUUUUCUCACCCGCGGCCUGGCCGUCGGCGCAGUCGGCAUCGCCGGUCUCGGCCGCACCCGCGUCGCACCUCCCACCCAACUCGCAGCAAAAUUCAGCUUCCGCCGCCGCUUCGCUCUCUGCCUCCCUUCCACCCCGCGCGCCUCCGGCGCUCUCUUCUUCGGCCCCGGCCCCUAUAACUUCCUCCCAGGCAUCGACGCCUCUCAAUCCCUCCUCUACACUCCUCUCCUCACCAACCCCGUCAGCACUGCUGGAACGUACAGCCCGGGGGAACCUUCCUACGAAUAUUUCAUCGGCGUCACCGCCAUCAAAGUCGGCGACACCGUGUUGCCGUUAAACAAGACGCUGCUGACCAUCAAUAAGAAGACCGGAUACGGUGGAACGAAGAUAAGCACGGCGGUGCCGUACACGACGCUCGAGACGAGCAUAUACAAGUCAUUGACUUCGGCGUUUGCGGCGGCGCUGGCGAACGUGACGAGGGUGGCGGCGGUGUCCCCGUUCAAGCUCUGUUACGACGCGAAGGGUUUGGGGAGCACGAGGGUGGGCCCGGGGGUGCCGGCGGUGGACCUCGUGCUGCAAAGCGAGGCGGUGUUUUGGAGCAUCUUCGGCGCGAAUUCGAUGGUGGAGGCGAGGGACGGAGUGCUCUGCUUCGCGUUUGUGGACGGAGGGAGGACGCCGAGAACGUCGAUUGUGAUCGGCGGGUUUCAGUUGGAGGACAAUUUGGUGGAGUUCGAUUUGGACUAUUCGCGGGUUGGGUUUAGCGCCUCGUUGCUGUUCCGGCGGACCACUUGCUCCAACUUUAACUUUACCUCCAUCGCCUGAUGAAUGGACGGAUAAUGGAUUUAUUUCUGAUGCUUUUUUAUUUAAUAAAAAUAAGCUGUGGUCCUUUUUUUUUUUUUUUUUUUAAUAAUAAGAAUGUUAUGUGAAAUGGUGCGAUUAAUUUAUUAUAUUUGAAUUU